AUGAUGCCUCUAUCAACAGCGCGAAGUUCACCACUACCCACAAACUCAAGCGAUCUAUCACCUGCAACACGGUACGACGAACUCGAAGAAAGUAUCAUCUUUGACAAGUCGGAUGCUGACAGUUUGACUUUUUCUCAUAAUGACGCCCUCGUUAUUACUUUACGAAUUUUGGAUACCGAUGUUAAACGCAUUAUGGUAGAUGACAGGAGUAGCGCAUGCAUUAUCCAUCCCCGAGUACUUACCCAAAUGAGACUCGAAGAGAAGGUAGUACCGCGCUACAUCAAGCUAACUAGUUUUAACAAUGCAGUUGAAGAGACAUCCGGAGAAAUUACACUCCCCGUUUUGGCCAGCGGCGUAACUCUGGAGAGAAUAUUCCACAUCAUGGACCAGGCUACUGUGUAUAACGCCAUAAUGGGACGACCAUGGAUACAUCCCAUGAAAGUCGUCCCUUCCAGUGGGGAUUGA
Molecule: messenger RNA, 465 nt
Organism: Nicotiana tabacum (common tobacco)
Lineage: Eukaryota; Viridiplantae; Streptophyta; Magnoliopsida; Solanales; Solanaceae
Source: RefSeq, a predicted model, not a curated record